AGCUGUCAGAUAAUAUGUUCCUCGAAUAGAUUUCGAUGGGAGGAGUCUCGUGCCUCAGGGGGGUAGGUAGACGCAAACACCUUCAGCAUCUUUUCCAAGGCGCGCUUUAAUGUGGAAUCACAGCCUUAUGGCGCGGCGUGGGGACGGGGGAGCAGUCAAGCGCCGGAACGGACCUUUACUCUAAUAAUAUGGGAUUUCACGGCGCGGACGCGGGAAGCAAUGUGAACUUAUACAGACUUCUCUGACCUCUUUGGGUAGUACACCGAUCAGGUAAGGAAACUUUUUUUUUUCUUUCUCUCAAAUGGCAACAAAUGAGAUUUUGUGUUUAUUAAAACUUAUUACCCAGCACUGAGCCUCUUAACCGCACAGCGAGGAAGAUGAGUCGUCUUAAAAACUUUUGUUAAAAAUCGCUCUAAAAACGAAUUUUAAAGGUUUUCUAAUCGUUAUUCAUUUACUUGUUUUCAUUCAGGCCAGUAAAACAGAAAUACUAUUUAAAUAACUAUAUAUAUUUUAAUUAAACUACCUUUAAAAGGAGAAACUGCAUGGAGAAAAAAGUACAACUAUUCUUCUUUUAUUGGCUUUAAUUUGAUUUUCUUUAGGAGAAAUUACUCUCUUAAGACUGAAAUAAAGAUCAAUUGAGUUUUUAAGAUGUAUAUCUCUUUGCAGCGGUGAACGAUGAGGCGCAGCUGGAAUUCAAGGACACGCAGCAAAUUGCAUUAGGCUACAAAAUGAUGGAGAGUGGAAGCCUGAUGGCUCACUUUCACACAGCACUACGUGGCUCCAUUUCCCAGUAGGCCUAAUUUUAUUGACUUGCGUUUUUUUCCCCCUUGCUCUCCUUUUAUCCAAUGUCUUAACAUGCUUCGCGCAGAGAGGACUGAACUCGAACCACCUCUGGAGGGUUUCCACAUUAUUUUCCCUUGAGUGGACGGGAAUGCAAAGAUGCCAAUCUUGGAGAAAGAGACGGCCAGAGACCGAGACAGCCAAGUGUUGCCAAAGGUCCCUGUGCCCCCACUGAAACAAACCCUUGACACGUACUUGAAGUGUGUCCAGUACCUGGUAAAGGAGGAGCAGUUUAAGAAAACAAAGGCCAUCGUGGAGAAGUUUGGGGCUCCUGGAGGCGUCGGAGAGGUUCUCCAGAAGAAGCUUUUGGAGAGGAGGGACAAGACGACCAACUGGGUCUAUGACUACUGGUUGGAGGAAAUGUACUUGAACAACAGGUUGGCCCUACCAGUCAACUCCAGUCCUGUCAUGGUGUUUCCUAAGCAGACGUUCAGAGAUCAUAAAGAUGCCCUCAGAUUUGCAGCUCGUCUCAUCAGAGGAGUGUUGGAGUAUAAAGGACUUAUUGAUGAGCGAGCACUGCCAGUGGAGUUCGCUCGAGGCCAGUUAGCUGGAACCCCUCUGUGCAUGGAGCAGUACUACCGCCUCUUCACCUCCUACCGCUACCCGGGUCUAAAGACAGACACGCUGAAGGUCCAGACAAAUGCAGCCUCGUCAGCGCCAGAGCACAUUAUUGUGGCAUGCAAGAACCAGUUUUUCGUGUUGGAUGUAGUCGCACACAGCAAGCAGCUCAACGAGAUGGAGAUCUUAACCCAACUGGAGAAGAUCAUGAAAAUGGCAGAGAACGCUGAAGAGAGACUCCCUCCUUUUGGCAUCCUGACAUCUGAUGGGAGAACAGAAUGGGCACAAGCUAGAGAUGUACUAACAAAAGAUCAAACCAACAGGGACUCUCUAGCCCUGAUUGAGAGCUGUGUGUGUGUGGUGUGUCUGGAUGAACCCAGUAGCCUGGUGCCCAGUGAUACCAACAGGGCCCUGCUGAUGCUGCACGGUGGUGGCCAUGAGAAGAAUGGGGCAAACCGCUGGUAUGAUAAAUCAAUGCAGUUUGUCAUAGGAAUGAACGGGAUAUGUGGGGUCGUGUGCGAACAUUCACCAUUCGAGGGAAUAGUUCUAGUGCAGUGCUCUGAAUUCCUUAUGAAAUAUAUAACAGGGAGUCCUUCCAAGAUAGUGAAGGCAUCCAGCAUCAGAGAGCUCCCCCCUCCAAGAAGACUGCUCUGGAAAUGCAACCCGCAAAUCCAGGGACUUUUAGCAGCAUCUGGAGACAGACUCCAGAGGCAAGACUUACACAAACAAACUAACACAGAACCACAUCCUCAAAUAAUGCAAAGUCUUUCCAGUGACAUAAGGUCCCAUAUCUUUUGUGCUUUCUCCUUCAGGCUGGUGAAUAAUCUUGACAUGGAUGUUUUCAAGUUCAAAGCUUAUGGAAAAGAAUUCAUCAAAAAGCAGAAGAUGAGUCCAGAUGCGUUUAUACAAGUUGCCUUACAACUUGCAUUUUACAAAUGCAAUGGAAGGCUCGUGUCCACGUAUGAGAGUGCGUCCAUCAGGCGUUUCCAACAAGGUCGGGUGGAUAACAUUCGCUCUGCCACCCCUGAGGCCCUGGCCUUCGUGAAGUCCAUGACAGAUGAGAGGGCCACUUUCACCGACUCCGAAAAAACGAAACGACUGAGGGAUGCGAUUAAUGCCCAGACAAAUUAUACUAUUGCAGCUAUUACAGGAAUGGCAAUAGACAAUCAUCUCCUUGGGCUUCUGAAGAUCUCAAAGGAGCUCAACAUGGAGAAGCCAGAGAUCUUCUGUGAUGAGACGUAUCUGACCAGUAACCAGUUCAUCCUCUCUACCAGUCAGGUUCCAACCACAGUGGAAAUGUUCUGUUGCUACGGCCCGGUGGUGCCCAAUGGCUACGGCGCCUGUUACAACCCACAGUCAGAUCACAUCAUCUUCUGCGUGUCUAGUUUCUGGGAGAACACAGAGACGAGCUCAGCCGUUUUCGUCAAAGCGCUGAAUGAGGGCCUUCUGGAAAUCAGGGACCUGUGCAAUAGAAGCAGCACACUGGCUACCAAACCGGCUGGUAGUAGCCAGGAAGCUGGCCAGCCUCAUAAAUCAGGGAAGUAAGCCAUACCGAGAGAGCACGCCCACUCAGCUGCUCCUCUCAACACUCUUAGACUUAGAUUUUAGCUUUAGACUCAGUAGUCGAGACUCCUUCAUGUGUCUUUGUUGUCUGUGCAAUAGUGCUCCCUUCACAACAAAAUGCAAAGCCUUAAAAGUUCAUAUAUAGUAUGUAAAUAUUGAAAAAUGUGAACAAAAACUGGAAAACAAGUUCUCUUGGAUAUGCAUAGACAUCAGAGUGAUCUUAGGUCCAACACUGACCCCGCUUGAAUCGGUAGACUGAGAAUAAAUGGUCUGCUGCCUUUAGGAAACUGAAGCCAUGUCUGCUUUGUAGCACUGAUGUGAGGGGAAAUUCCUCUAUCAGAGAGUAAAUAAAGUGAGUUCAUAUCUCACACAGAGUAGUAAUGUAAUAGACGUGACAGGAUUAUAUAUAUUUAAAAAAUCCUAUAGUACAUUCUGUGUAUUUAAAUGACAUGUAACAAUCAUGACAUCCUGUAAAUGUGAUCUUGCCAACCUGUUUCACUUUGUGUCUGCCAUUAUGUUAAUAACAAAUUGGAUCAGCUGUACUUUCAGAUCAAUUUUAAUAUUUAGAUUUUUUUUUAAAAUCCUAAUCCAGUUGCCAAAGAGGUUGUGCAUUAUGUGAAGUCUGUCUGAUGAGGCACUUUAAGAUAUUUAUAUAAAGAUAUGAGAGAAUAACUGAAAACAUAGAGCACUGGUUAUAAAUAAUGUGUGUAGAGGGAAAACAUGUCAUAUGGUUUUAGUGGCACAUUUGAAGUUGUUUAGAUGUACUCUAUGUAUGUGUUCUAUGUUAUAGCAAUAGUUAACUAGUGCAAAGUGUCUAUAUGUUCUGUAUUAUAGCAAUAUUAAAUAUUUGUAAAAUGUAGUGAUCAGAGCUACUUUAUAAGCAAGAUACAGUCCAGUGGUGACUAGGUGAGGCAAACCACUGUGUUCGUGUGUGUGUGUGUGUGUGUG
Molecule: messenger RNA, 3909 nt
Organism: Lates calcarifer (barramundi perch)
Lineage: Eukaryota; Metazoa; Chordata; Actinopteri; Centropomidae
Product: choline O-acetyltransferase-like
Biological process (GO): acetylcholine biosynthetic process; neuromuscular synaptic transmission
Cellular component (GO): cytoplasm; neuron projection
Molecular function (GO): choline O-acetyltransferase activity
Source: RefSeq, a predicted model, not a curated record